Manduca sexta (tobacco hornworm) is the source of this 1821-nucleotide messenger RNA. RefSeq names its product UDP-glycosyltransferase UGT5. The coding region runs from base 278 to 1816 and encodes 512 amino acids. The record is from RefSeq and is a predicted model, not a curated record. The transcript has 4 exons. NCBI's taxonomy places the organism in Eukaryota, Metazoa, Arthropoda, Insecta, Lepidoptera, Sphingidae. Gene Ontology annotation, molecular function: UDP-glycosyltransferase activity.
CAGACAUUAUCUCUGAGUAUAUAUUGUGGACAAAAUACAGAAUCGAACCAGUAAUAUCCGAAAUUACCGCGAUCAAACAAACAAAAAAAUACCGUUGGUUUAUUUAAUAGUGUCAAUAUAUCAGUACAUAAUUAACACGGUACGAAAUUCCUGCAUCUCGCAAUUUCUUAAACUUAUUUUUAUAAUUCAUAGAUAACUUACUGAAAUUUAUCCGUAACUAUAAACACUGAUUGUCAGCCAAGUUGGUAGUGUGAUUGGUCGAUUCGUCAAUUCAAUUAUGUUUAUAAUAAAAUUCCUUGUUACUUUAAGUUUUGUGCUCGUUUGUGACAGUGCAAGAAUAUUAGUAGUGUUUCCUCUACCUUUUCUAAGUCAUUAUAUCUCUCUCCGGCCUUUUGUCGAAGAACUAGCGAGCCGGGGACAUGAAGUGACAGUGAUCACGGCAAACCCAGCGUAUUCGAAGGGUCAUGCACCAGUUAACUACACAGAAAUCGACAUCCAUGAAGUAGCUUACACGUUCGAAGACAAUACGAUAUCUCAGGCUAAGGAACGUGGCAUACAUUCCCAAAUAAGCCAGAUCUAUCAUUUAUUCCUUCAUAUUUUUGACGUGGAACUUAAAUCGGAACCAAUCAAGCAACUACUUGGAGACAAGGAGAAGGAGUUUGAUCUGCUAAUACUGGAAGCAUGCUUGAGACCUGCUUUAUCGUUGCAACAUGUGUACAAAGUUCCUGUGAUACAGAUAAGUUCAUUUGGAUCUCUAGAAGUCAACAACUAUGUUUUUGGUUCAGUGUCCCAUCCGCUACUAUACCCAACAGUAUACCAUCAAAGACUUUACAAUUUAACUAUAUGGGAGAAGCUGGCUGAAUUAUACAAUUAUUAUUAUGUUAUGUAUUUGGAUCAUCAUUAUGAAAAAUUGGAAAAUGAAAUGUUGAAGAAACACUUUCCUGAUAUACCGCCUCUAAGUGAGUUGAGUAAUAAUGUUGAGUUGCUGUUUUUGAACGUCCAUCCGAUUUGGGAAUCCAAUCGUCCGGUGCCUCCUAAUGUGAUUUAUGUGGGAGCAUUACAUAUAAAACCACAGAAAGAGUUACCCAAAGAUUUGAAAACAUACUUUGAUUCUUCUAAAAAUGGUAUAAUUUAUAUGAGUUUUGGCACAAAUAUUGGCCCAACACAAAUUCCUGCGCAAACUAUAAGGAUUUUUUUCAAAGUAUUCUCUCAAUUGCCUUACGACGUGCUCUGGAAAUGGGACGACGAUGAAAUUUCCGGAAAGCCAAAUAAUGUAAGAAUUGGUAAAUGGUUUCCGCAAGCUGAUUUACUACGGCAUCCAAAAGUGAAACUGUUCAUAACCCAAGGAGGGUUACAUUCAACUGAAGAGGCUAUCCAUGCUGCUGUACCGCUGGUUGCUAUACCGAUGACUGGAGACCAGUGGUUCAAUGCAGAGAAAUAUGAACAUCACAAGAUCGGAGUAGGACUCAACAUACACACCAUUAAUGAGGAGAAUUUCAAGGAAGCUAUAAAUAAAGUAAUCGAGGAUAAAAGUUACCGCAACAACAUCAUAAAACUUCGUUCGAUUAUGACCGACCAGCCGCAAGCACCCCUCGAGCGUGCUGUAUGGUGGACAGAAUAUCUUCUUAGACACGGCGACGCGCGGCAACUCCGGUCUCCUGCUGCGAACAUGCCGCUGUAUCAGUAUAUAGAAUUGGAUUUAAUUUUAACUAUAUUAGUUGCGUUAUCAGUUGCAUUAGUUGUGUCUUUAGUUGCAUUUUAUAGUUUAGUUAAAGUUGUAAGUAAUAUUUUUAAAACAAAAAUUAAAACUAAUUGAGUUUA